UGUUUCCUGAAUUUGAUGUUGCAUCAACUUUAUCUGUUGCAGUACCUCCUGCAGUCGUAUCAAUUGCUAAUUAUGCUUCAUCAAACGGUAACACUAUUGCUACAUCAGUAGCUACACCAGUUACCAGCAGUACCAAUCAAUCAACAUUAUCAGCUGGUGAGUUCUUUUUCAAUGCAGCACAUAAGCCAAUCUUUAAUGAGGUCAGAGGAAGUUUUGGUAUUCUUAUUGAUGAGCUGGUUCCAUUAAUUGCUCAAUCAAUUCCAUCAGCUGAAAAAAUGAAGUCGUUCCUUCAACGAUCCUUCCCUGAAUUAAGUGUUGAGCUAUCUACUGCUGAUGACAUUGACAGCAUCAUGAGCAUUAUUGUGAAGAAAUGUCGUGUCAAUGAUAUUUCAAUUAUUAAAACAAUUGUAAAACGUUUCAAAAUCGCUGAAGCAAAUCCUUUGAUAUCAGAAUAUGAAGAUGAAGUGAAGGCAGUUUGUGGAUCAUUGAAGGAUUUCCUUAGUCAGAAUCAGCCCGAGCAUUUUAAUGAUUUUGAAACAAUUCAGUUUACUUUGGGAUGGGAACCAGAUGAGCACUCACUUGAUGACAUACGUAAUCUCUUAGAGGAAGCAUUUAAAGAAUUAAACAAGAGGAUUAUUGUACGAAGCAUUCAUCGUGGGAACUCCAUCAUUAUCAUCUGUUAUGCUCCACAUCAUUUACUAGCUGCUCUUCUCUUGGAAGCACAAGACAACCUAACUGUCUUGAUGAAGGAAUUCAGUUUAAUUAGACUAACCAUUGGCCACUACACUGUCUAUGAUAAAAGGAUCAGAUACAAAGUAAUGAAUAAUGAGUGUCUUGCAGAGGAGAUUAAAGUAGCUGAUGGAGAGGAACAAGAACUGAGGACUUUACUUGAUUACAAAAAUGAACACAUGAAUACUACCAAGAAACGAGAAAAGUAUAUUGAAAGGACACUACAGACUCCAGAGCCUAAACUGAAAGCAGAGCUACUGACAAGAGAGAAGUUUAUAAAUGAAAUAUUUAAAUCAAAGAAAUCAGAGGCUCAGUUUUUACGAACCUCUCUCCUAAUGAAAGCAGGUACUGACUCUACUGGUAUAAUCUGUCUAUACUACCUCAUCACAGGAAGAGAGGAGGCAUUAGUGGAGUACAUCAUGCAAGAAAGUAUAUUAAAUACUCAACUGCUGCUGGCACAAAAAGCAAAAAUUCAGAUGAAGGAUCAGUGUACGCAAUCACUGGUAGUGGGUUCACCAACAGCAGAAUCUGUAUACAUAGCUCGAUAUGACUAUCAUGCAUUAGGGAGUGGUGAUUUCUCAUUUAGUGAGGGAGAGCAUCUUGAGAUACAUAGAAGAGCUGAUGAGUUUUCAUGGAAAGGAAAAUCCUUAGUGUCUGGUGAUAACGGAAAGAUUCCUAGUAGUCAUAUUUACUCAUUUUUGGAGUCAAUUAUUUUUUUUGAUUUCAUAAUGGCAGAGCAAGAAAUCUCUCUUCCUAUUUUACAUAAGAUAAGGAACGAUUCAUCUAGUAAUGAUGAGAAAGCUUCUCUUUUCUUGGAGACAAUUAAUGAUGAUCCUAUUAUGAUAUCUGCACUGAGACAGGACAAGAGACAACAUGAAGAAGGAGUCACUGGAGGUGUGUACUGGGACAAUGAAUGGAUAACACUUUCUUCUCCAUCUCCAAUUCAGUGUGAGGAGGUCAUUAGUAAAAUUAAUAACAAUCACCAGAUAUUUGAACUCUAUUACUUAUGUACUAAUAGUACAGUAUCUCUACUAUCAUCAAAUAAACUGCAUAUGCUAAACCUCAAGAGACUUGAAAUUUGGC
Amphimedon queenslandica is the source of this 1812-nucleotide messenger RNA. RefSeq lists its product as uncharacterized. Gene Ontology annotation, molecular function: protein binding. The record is from RefSeq and is a predicted model, not a curated record. Lineage: Eukaryota; Metazoa; Porifera; Demospongiae; Haplosclerida; Niphatidae. The annotation marks the transcript as partial. The transcript is spliced from 9 exons.